CUCUCUCACACACACACACACACACACUCUUGCAUCAUCAGCGCACUAUCCAGAUCUUCUCGGUCCUUUUCAAUAGGUCAUACAAUGCCGGUUCUUAUCAGAUCUAGGGUUUCACCCAAUUAAUCCGAUUGAAUACUUGUAAAUUGAUAUAGAAUGCAUAUGAAAUCGACGCACUUUUCGUAUAGAGAUCGGACGCAGGAGUUCCAGAAUGUUGCUGAGAAGCUAAACAAGUCACUUUCAUCCGGAUCCAAUGCCGGGCCAAGUAGUAGUGGUUCGAAGGCCGAUGCACCGUGGUCGGCGGUGCCGAUCCAGUCGGAGUUCAACAGGAGGGCUUCGAAAAUCGGGCUUGGGAUUCACCAGACCUCGCAGAAGCUUGCAAAGCUUGCUAAAUUGGCAAAGAGAACAUCAGUUUUUGAUGAUCCAACUAUGGAGAUCCAAGAGUUGACAGCUGUAGUCAAGCAGGAUAUUACUGCACUCAACUCAGCUGUAGUGGAUCUGCAGCUCCUGUGCAACUCCCAAAACGACAGUGGAAACAUAUCAAGUGACACCACCACCCAUUCAACCACAGUUGUUGACAACCUGAAGAAUCGCUUGAUGAGUGCCACAAAAGAAUUCAAGGAAGUCCUUACUCUGCGGACAGAGAAUUUGAAGGUUCACGAGAAUAGAAGGCAAUUGUUUUCUUCAACUGCUUCAAAAGAGGCUGCUAAUCCUUUCGUUCGCCAGCGUCCCUUAGCUACCAGAUCAGCUGCUAGUGCAUCAAUGUCUCCCCCUCCAUGGGCCAAUGGAUCUGGAUCUUCAUCGCAGUUGUUUCCAAGUAAGCAGGCAGAUGGGGAAUCUCAGCCAUUGCUACAACAGCAACAAAAUCAACAACAGCAACAGUUGGUUCCUUUACAGGACAGUUAUAUGCAGAGUAGAGCUGAAGCUCUUCACAAUGUUGAGUCAACUAUUCAUGAGUUGAGCAACAUCUUUACUCAAUUGGCAACCAUGGUUUCUCAGCAAGGAGAACUUGCGAUUAGGAUUGAUGAGAACAUGGAAGAUACUCUGGCAAAUGUUGAAGGGGCACAGGGGCAACUGGUAAGGUACCUCAAUGGUAUAUCUUCCAACAGAUGGCUGAUGAUCAAGAUAUUCUUCGUAUUGCUUGUAUUCCUCAUGUUCUUCCUAUUCUUUGUUGCCUAAUAUUACGAAUAAAAUCAGAAUAUAAGGGCAAGAAAAAGACCCUUUUGUUUCCUUUCACUGUUCAGUGGCCUUAUUCAUUUUCUUCUUCUCAAAACUCAAGGAAAAAAAAAAAGGGAAGAGAAAAGAAACAGAUCAUGACAUUUAGUUUACUU
This is a messenger RNA of Ilex paraguariensis (yerba mate), 1328 nucleotides long. The record is from the annotation of a GenBank genome assembly. Lineage: Eukaryota; Viridiplantae; Streptophyta; Magnoliopsida; Aquifoliales; Aquifoliaceae.